Rhinopithecus roxellana (golden snub-nosed monkey) is the source of this 1813-nucleotide messenger RNA. RefSeq names its product tripartite motif containing 58 (gene TRIM58). Gene Ontology annotation, molecular function: protein binding; zinc ion binding. The record is from RefSeq and is a predicted model, not a curated record. Lineage: Eukaryota; Metazoa; Chordata; Mammalia; Primates; Cercopithecidae. The transcript has 6 exons. Bases 69 to 1529 code for a protein of 486 amino acids.
CCCCUGUGCAGACCGCGAGGGGAGACGGUGCUGGCGGCCGGGAGCGCAGCCACCCGGGGAGGCGGGCCAUGGCCGCGGGGCCGCCCGGGGAGCGGCUGCGCGAGGAGGCGCGGUGCCCGGUGUGCCUGGAUUUCCUGCAGGAGCCGGUCAGCGUGGACUGCGGCCACAGCUUCUGCCUCAGGUGCAUCUCCGAGUUCUGCGAGAAGUCGGACAUCGCGCAGGGCGGUGUCUACGCCUGUCCGCAGUGCCGGGGCCCCUUCCGGCCCGCGGGCUUCCGCCCCAACCGGCAGCUGGCGGGCCUGGUGGAGAGCGUGCGGCGGCUGGGGCUGGGCGCGGGGCCCGGGGCGCGGCGGUGCGCGCGGCACGGCGAGGAGCUGAACCGCUUCUGCGAGGAGGACCAGGCGGCGCUGUGCUGGGUGUGCGACGCCGGCCCCGAGCACAGGACGCACCGCACGGCGCCGCUGCAGGAGGCCGCCGGCCGCUACCAGGUAAAGCUCCAGAUGGCUCUGGAACUUGUGAGGAAAGAGUUGGAGGAUGCCUUGACUCAGGAGGCCAAUGUGGGGAAAAAGACUGUCAUUUGGAAGGAGAAAGUGGAAAUGCAGAGGCAGCGCUUCAGGUUGGAGUUUGAGAAGCAUCGUGGCUUUCUGGCCCAGGAGGAGCAACUACAGCUAAGGCGGCUGGAGGCGGAGGAGCGAGCGACACUGCAGAGACUGCGGGAGAGCAAGAGCCGGCUGGUCCAGCAGAGCAAGGCCCUGAAGGAGCUGGCAGAUGAGCUGCAGGAGAGGUGCCAGCGCCAGGCCCUGGGUCUGCUGGAGGGUGUGAGAGGAGUCCUGAGCAGAAGUAAGGCUGUCACAAGGCUGGAAGCAGAGAACAUCCCCAUGGAACUGAAGACAGCAUGCUGCAUCCCUGGGAGGAGGGAACUGUUGAGGAAGUUCCAAGUGGAUGUAAAGCUGGAUCCUGCCACGGCACACCCGAGUCUGCUCUUGACCGCCGACCUGCGCAGUGUGCAGGAUGGAGAACCAUGGAGGGAUGUCCCCAACAAUCCUGAGCGAUUUGACACGUGGCCCUGCAUCCUGGGUUUGCAGAGCUUCUCAUCCGGGAGGCAUUACUGGGAGGUUCUGGUGGGAGAAAGAGCAGAGUGGGGUUUAGGGGUCUGUCAAGACGCACUGCCGAGAAAGGGGGAAACCACACCGUCUCCCGAGAACGGGGUCUGGGCCCUGUGGCUGCUGAAGGGGAAUGAGUACAUGGUCCUUGCCUCCCCAUCGGUGCCUCUUCUCCAGCUGGAAAGUCCUCGCUGCAUUGGGAUAUUCUUGGACUAUGAAGCCGGUGAAAUCUCAUUCUACAACGUCACCAAUGGAUCUUAUAUCUACACAUUCAACCAACUCUUCUCUGGUCUUCUUCGACCUUACUUUUUCAUCUGUGAUGCAACUCCUCUUAUCUUGCCAGCCAUGGCAGUAGCAGAGUCGGGAAACUGGGCAUCCAGGGAUCAUUUAGAUCGUGCUUCUGAUGUAAGAGAUGAUCAUCUCUAAAGUUCUGUUCCCAAGAUGCAGUCCCAGCCUAGCAGAUGUUCCUGGAGUGGGGUGAAGGAUAUCAACGUGCUAAGUUUUAACAGAUACCCCCAUUUAGGUCAGCACUUGAUUCCUUGUUGCUGUGAAAUAUUUCCAUGGGACAAAAGAGGGAAUACGAAAUAUUUGGAUAUGGGAAGAUUAUAGAGCAUAAUAAUUUUAUAAAUGGAGCAAUCUCAACCUCUUUUUCUAGAUCACAUUUUCUUGAUGAGUCUUCCUUCAAAUUAAUGACCUUGGAUUACAUAAGG